This is a messenger RNA of Cinara cedri, 6694 nucleotides long. NCBI's taxonomy places the organism in Eukaryota, Metazoa, Arthropoda, Insecta, Hemiptera, Aphididae. The record is from the annotation of a GenBank genome assembly.
AAAUAUUUGAUAAUAUACAUUUCAACUGGAGACGGCGGACGCGUCCGAACGAAAAAAUAAUAUUGCACCGUAAGUACGCAAAAAAAGAAAUUACACGCACAAAAUCAUUAAUUAUUGUAUUGUUUAUUUCAACGUAUGCGUUUGACGAAAAACAAUACAAAAGCACACGGGGAAAGGCAUUGGCGUAAAACCUAUGUGUACAAUAAAUCCGGGUUUAGAAUAUACUAGAAUAUAAACCGACGAAAUCUGCAGCUUUCAGUUUAUAAGGAAAAUAUGUAUCGAUUAUAGAUAUUUUAAAACGUACUCGGACCGUUUCGUCGAAGCGAGCAAGAAGACUUCUGAACAGGAAGCGUCGUGACGACGUAACCGUAAAACGAAAUGUAGCACAGAAAAAAAGUGUCGGUAAUCGUAUAAUUAUAUUAAAGAAUGUUGACAUUUUGAAUUCCACACUAUGUCAAGGAAAACGACGCCGGUGUAAGAAAUAAUAAAAUUAACGUAUAAAAAUCUGAAAAAAAAAAAAAUAAAUAACUAUAACGAAAUAAUAUAUUCUGUGUUUUAAAUUUAAUUAAAUACGAAACAUUAUUGUUCUGUUCAAAUCCACUAGGAUAUCGUAGUGUAAAUACUUUUUUCAUUCGUCCGUAUCGGCGCACGUUCACAGUAACAUCAUUUGUACAGGAUAUUAUGUAUUUAAUUAAUGUUUAUAAUAUUAUAUACUCGCCUGAUAUAAUAUUCAAGUAUCUACACGAAAUUGCCUAUAUUAAACUUGAAAAUUCCAAUAAUAUACCGAAGUUGUAUGUUUGUUAUUAAAACAAGAAUAUACAAUAGAUGGAUACCUACCUAUGAUGUGACUCAUUGUACACGUGAUUCAAUAAAACCAUUUGAAACCGUGAUAUUAUAAUCUGGGCGUAAUGUGACGUACCUAUGUAUUAUUCUCUCUGAAACACUCGCGGGAUGAAUAAUCGAAACAAUACAACAGGCAGACGGCCGUCAUUAGUUUAGUAAUAAGGUUAGUGGCUCAACAAGAAGGAAACCCGGUCGCUGCGAAUCUCGGAAGAGAUUUCCGAAACAAUAAUUUAACACGGUGACGUAAAAAUAAAAGAAAAAAAAUUUCAACAUUCCGCUGUGAUUUUGGCUAUGAAAAAGAUGUUAUUUUUGAGUCGCAAAUUAGGAAUAUUGCAACGGAUAUUGGUUAUUGCAGUGUUGCCGCUGAUCAUCAUCACACUGUCCACAAAUAUUUCUGCAUUGUCCGUCAAAGACACGUUCCAUAAUAUCAGUCUUUCCACCGUGAGUACAAUUUUUAUUAAUAUGUUUAAAACAUUAUUGAAUUUUUCCCAAAAUACGUUUAUAGUGACCACAAAUUACAUACCUAUAAUUUUAGAAUUUUUAUUAAAUUUGUUAGUGUAUAUAGAUCACCUUUAUGAUUAUAGGGCCUACCUAUUUGGAUUAUUUUAAACGUGUACACAUACAUUCACGAAUUACCGUACUUUAAUAUUUACUUUUUUACUUUCUUACUAAUACAUAAUAUUGUUGAAAUUUUAAAUUAAUAAUAAAACAAAUUAAAAUUACACAAAACUCACAAUAAAUUUAAUGUUUUUAACUAAUGUAAUACGUUAUUGCUUAAACAAAAAAUGUCCGUGUACACGUGCAUAAUAUUAAAAAAUAAUAUGAACACGGAUAGUAAAUUUAGUUCUAGGUAAAAAUUUCCGAAUAAAAAUUUCCAAAAAAAAAUUAUCCAGAGGUAAAAAAGUUCGGGAAAAAAAAUCUAUGAGAAAAGAAAAAGAAAUGAAAAAAUGUUAAUGUCACUUAUGUCAAUAGAUCUAUAGAAAAAAAGUCACUAGGUUUAUAAAAAGAAUAAUAUAAGAUAGUUGAACCAUUUUACAAAAGGAUGUAGGAUGUUGGAUUCUUUAGCUUUUUAACCAAUCGAUGAUGUACAAAGUUGAUUUGACUUUUUAAAAACAGUUAUGUCCGAAGAAGCCAUUAUAUUUAUAGACAUAUGAAUUUUACGAAUUAUUUUCGUAAUUUUUAUUUGGUAGAUACUCUGUGUAUACAAUUAUUAGGCUAAACAGAAAUGAUUAAAAAUUUAACAGUAGGUAUAUUAUAAGUCGUACUUAAUUGUAAAAAAAAAAAUUGAUUUUCAUGUAAUAUUUUUUUUUAUACAAAUUUUAAUAUCAAAUUUACACGAAAAUCAUAAAUUAGUAAUCGUAAUCGUAAAUACGGCCUUUAAAACAUCUAUAACCGAAUUUCGCUCUGAAUUGUUUUUCGUUAUCAAUGAUUAAUCUUUAUUUACAGAUAUAAAUUAAAUAACUUUAUAUAUCCUACCUUCCCGACUUCCCACUAACAACAGUGGCGCACACGUCCCCAGAUUACAUUUUGUAUUAUUAUUAUUAUUAUUAUUAUUAUUAUUAUUAUGAUUUUAUUUUUGUUUCAAUUAUACGAUGUUCACAUUGAUUUUUGGUCAAUUUUAUCAAUUUGUCAUUUUUAUAACUUAAGAUACUUUUUUUCAAAAAAAGCUUAGUUAGUAAAAAGGCUCCGAAUUGUUAGAAUCGUGAAUUAAAAUAAUAUACGGAUAUUAUAAUAGUACUUUACUCGGUGGUAUUUUAAUUGAAAAAUAUUUAGAUUCUCAACAGUUUUUCUAUAAAAUUAAAAAAACUAACAACAAAUUAGGAUACGUUUAUUGAUUGUUGGGUUAAUUCAACCACGGAACAAAAAGCCACGACUAGUACUACUUACUUCGCUCAGUAUCGUUAUUUGUUUUCGAUGAUUUAUCGCUGCAAACAGUAUACAAUUUAAAUUAUCUUGUAGAUCCGCAACCUUUUUAACUACUCACCUUGAACAUUGAUAUCUUAACAGCUCCUAACAGUAUAUAAUGUACAUAUUCUAUCCGUGAGAAGUAUCAACUUUUUAUAUUUUGAAAGUAUAUUUCUAUUAUAAGAAAGAAUAAAAUAAAAUAAAUUCUUACCUUAAAUGCUUCAAAAACUCACACCAUAAUUACGCUACCUGUUUAAGCGCUUUUUCAAGUUGUAAGUACAACCGCCCCGAAAAAUUCACCAGUACAGGCCUGGGUAAAAAUAAUAAUAUUUUCAAGUAUCAAUUUUACGUGAUCUAAAAUUACCAAUAUUUUUCGUUACAAUUUUAUAAUAUUACCUAUUUGAGUAUUUAUAGUAUUAAUAAAAAAUGCAUUUUUACAUUGUACCAACCUGUAUAUUUUAUAUUUAUUUAAUGUACAAAUAAAAAUUUGAAAUUUGUUUCAUUCUCGCGCCAAAACAACAACCAUAACCUUAAACCUAAUCGAAAUGUAUUUUAGUAUAAUAAUUUAGAUAGAAAUUACCAUGAAAUUAUGUGUAUAUGAUGUGUCUUACUAGUUUAAAAAUAUUAAACAGGUGGAAAUACUCCAUAAUAACGGAUAUGACGUCGAAGUACACAAUGCUAUUACCGAAGAUGGUUACGUUCUGGAAUUACACCGUAUUCCAAGGAGCAAAAGUGGCCAGGAACCCACCAAAAACUAUCCGGUUUUCUUACACCACGGAAUUUUUGGGAGUUCGGCUGAUUGGGUACUUGCCGGUGCUAAUAUGUCCUUACGUGAGUAUAGUAUUUCGACAAGACCCAUAUCCAACAUUUAUAAUCGGUUGUCACUACAACUCGAUGUAUUCAACUUAUACGUACAUUGAAAUGUAGCUAUGCAACUCGCUGACGAUGGACACGACGUGUGGUUGGCAAAUUGUCGCGGUAAUACUUACAGCAAAAAUCAUGUGUCGCUGACCGUCAAAGAAAAAUAUUUUUGGAAUUUCAGGUGAAAAAACUGUUCGGUACUAUUUAAUUGUAUCGCAUUAUUCGUAAAUCUAGCCACGAAUUGAGGGGUAUUUCUGUGAGCUUAAAAUAAUAAUGCAUAUAAUAUAUUCGAUAUUUAUUUAAUACGUGUUUACAGUUUACACGAAAUCGGAAAGUAUGAUCUGCCAGCUGCUAUCGACUAUAUUUUAUCGGAGAGCAACACAUCACAACUCCAUUAUAUUGGCUAUUCUAUGGGAACUACAGUGUUUUUCAUAAUGGCGUCGGAAAGACCCGAAUAUCAUAUAAAAAUUCGAUCCCAAAUCAGUCUUGCACCGGUGGCCUAUAUGUCCAACUCUAGAUCGAUUAUAAACUAUAUUGCUCCUUACGGAAAAUAUGUGAACGUUAGUAGAAGUUACAAUAGGUUGGAUAUUUAACAUUAUUUUAUUAUUAACUCAUACAUUUUAUUUAUAAAAAUGUAAUUAAAAGUGUAUUAAAUGGUAUUGAUACAGAAGGAAAAAAAUAGACAAUACGCCUGUGAAAAGAUAAUAUUUUACUAUUCAAAAGACAACAGUUUUAAUAAUAUUUUGUUACUUGUUGAAGACUUUUGAAAUUGUUUUAUUCUUUGUCCUUUGAAGAGUAUUAUAUUAUAAUAUAUUUUUUUUAAAUACUCAUAUUUUGUAAUGCCCAUAAUAUAGGCUAUGCUCCAAACGAUUUCAAAUGGAAGGUUAAUGCCUCAUUCGACAAUUCAAUCGUAUUUAGCCUUCACGAUGUGCAGAGAAAAGUUAAUGCGGAAUUUGAUAUGUGCAAAAUGCAUUAUAUUUUCUAUAUGUGGAAGUGAUCCCUAUGAUUUCGAUUCAGUAAUUAAUUAUUAAAUUAUAUUUUAUGCCGUCAAAUUUUACUAUAUGACAAAUAAUAACUGUUUAAUAUUUGUACAACUAAAUUUUAAACUGUAUUAUAAAAUAUUCCACAAUGACAGGAUUUAAUCCCAAUUAUCUCGGGACACUAUCCAGCUGGAACAUCGUCAAAACUGGCCGCACAUUUUGCACAGUUUAUGAUGAACGGUAAUAAUACAUGUAUACAUUUAAAAUAUUUUCAAUCUCCUUAUACUUAGUAUUGUUACAGACAAUUUCAGCCAGUAUGAUUACGGUCCUGUCAUGAACCUGCAUUAUUACAAUUCGACUAUACCUCCAAUGUACAAUUUGGAGUCAAAUCAGGUGCCCACCACAUUGUUCUAUGGAGAUAAUGAUCUAAUAGCUGAUGUUAAGGUAAAUUAUUUACUGUUAUAUUUUGUUAAUACACUAUUUUAGAUUCUGAGUGGGGCGAGAUAUUAGUUUUACAAUAAUGUUUAAAUUUUUUUUAUUUUGUUUUUUUUUUGUUAUAUACUGUCUACAAAUAUUCUAUCAGAAAUCUAGCUACGAUGUUUCAAAUGUAGCACUUUUUCUGAAGGAGAAUUUUCCUGAGGUUCUUUAUGAAGGUCAUUUUUUGGUUUUCUCAGAGAUAUUUAUAAUCUCUAUUUAUAAUAAAUAGAAAAAAACGGGAAAAUUUACGAAAAUAAUACUUUUAUUAUUUUCAAUUUUGAGACUUGAAAUUCGGACAAAAACUCAUAUUCAACGUUUCUAGACGUGAUAAAAUUUUCAAAACAUUUGAAGUAUUUUGGAACUAUUUAUAGACAUUUUAAUUUUACGAGUUUUCUACGUCAUUUUUAUUCGGUAGGUACUCUGUAAAUAAAAUUGUAAGACAAAACAAAAAUGCUUGAAAAUUUAACAACAGGUACAUUAUAUGUUGUACUUAUUUACACGAAAAUCGUAAAUUGUACGGCCUUUUAAAAUAUCUAUAACCAAACCUCGCUCCGAAUCUUUUUUCAUUAUAUAUUUGUAAAUCCUUUUUUUUCUUAUUCAUUAAAUUUUCCUCUACAUCCUACCUUACCAACUUCUCAUCUACAACAAUGACCGACCCAUCGUGUGAAGUAUCUUUUUGAUAAGUUUAUAUUAUUCUAUUGAUUAAAUUUUGCAGGAUGUGGCUAAACUAAAAUCCCAGCUUCCUAAACUGAUGGACUUUGUUCUAGUUGACAACCCGUACUGCAAUCACUUGGACUUUAUGUGGAGUAUAAAUGUAAAUUCUCAAAUAAAUGAUCCAAUUAAGGCAAUACUAAAGGAAACAGAUGUUAUGGCCUGGAAAUACACUGGUCCUAGACCCUCUACCACUAUUCAAGAAACCAACAAUGAUGGACUAAGCAAUGCCGUUGAUCGGAUGCCGAACUCGAUAAAUAACAUGGAGACUUUACCGGAUCUAGAUUUUUUUGAGGAAAAUUUAGACACUAUAAUUGCAAAAACUAUGCCUCGGUCUGUUGAAGAGAACGACGUGACAGAGUUUCAAAGACAACGAGAAGUGUUAAAUAUAAUUUUGAGAAAUUUGAUGAAUUUUAUAAAGUCUAUCGAUAUGAGAAAAAAGUCACUCCAGGAUGGGUUUACUAACGAACUCUCUGAGUGGAACGAUCACGUGGCUACCAGAUUAGCCAGGAUCCAAACAUUUUUAUUAGGGGUUUAAAUAAGAUUUUUAUUUUGCCGUGAAAUAUUUCAAAAAAUACAAUAAAUAAAGGGAACCCAGGGCAAAAUGAAAUACAUUAGCUUUAAUUUUAUAUAAAAGUCAUUUUUGAUUUUAAAUGUACUUUAGUACAACUUAUUACUUGUUACUCAACUUAUCAAAUAUUAUCAUCAAGCAUUCAACAACUAUUUCUCAUCAUUUUUAAAAAAAUUAUUCGUUCCAUGAAACGUUCCAAAGACGUUUCGUUUUUGUAGUAUUGCCGAAUAUAGAAAAAAUCGCCUGUCACAUUUUACUCAAUGUUCCCCUACUCACCGUUUUAGCAGUAUUAAAAUAUCUACUACCUAUUUAGAUAUAACAUAAUGAACUGUACCAUACAAUUUUG